UUGUGGCGGCGCCAUCUUGCCUGCAGUAGGGUGCCUCUCAAAUUAACGCCUAUGAAGGAGUCAUCCAAACUACUUUAAUCCAUUCAUGGUUUCCUAUUGAGAUAGCCUAAGUGAUUGUACUGUUGAUGCUGUAAUGUCUCAUGUUGCCUUCUUGGGAAACCCAAAGAAGCUAUAAAUUAUUACUCCAUGCAAUAUUUCUUGCUAGACCUCCGCCCUCCUGCUGCACCCUGAAAAAGUUCCUCCUAUUUUGAACACUGCAAAAAAUAUCCAUCCCAGUUGUUGAUUUUAACUCGCGCUCCAAACUCUAAGCUUUGGCUGUUCAUCUAAAUGAAUAAGCGGCUGAAGGGCUUGGACUGAGUACGUUAAAGCGAAUCUUAAGUCGAUAAAAUAUGGUGCAAUUCAAGCUAACAGAACGUCUGAAUGUCGCGCGCAGACUGACAAUUUUUUUUUAUAGUGUGGGACCUCCUGUCUCUGCCCCUGCUGAUCAUAGCUCCUGAUUCAUUUGCCUCCGCGCGCUGCACAGCCGCUAUCCUCCCUCUUCCACACAGUUAACCAAGAGGACCAGUCCUUGUCAGACUCCCACCACACACACUUACUCGCACACAACCUAGCACGGACAGCUGCUGUACCGACCAUCAACCAUGGCUUCACGGGGCACUUCCUACCUGCUCUUCGGACUUUUUGUCAUCUUUUGCACCUGGGGAGUGUGGGCCGACAUGGAGGUGAGCAUGGAGGACAGAGUGGAGGUUUUCAGAGGAGACACAGCUCAGAUCAACUGCAUGUUCCCAUCAACUGAAGGCAACGGCAGCACAAUGAUACAGUGGUUCUACGUGACACGGACGGGAGAGAAGCAGAGAAUCUACUUUCAGGACUCAACUGGGAAGGUUGUAGACAAAGCCACACCCUUCACAGAGCGAAUCAGUGUGAAUGGAACUGGAGCCGACAAACAGGUGGUGCUGACCAUCAGGGAUGUGCAGCUUGCAGAUGAACUGGAAUUUAUCUGUGUCAUAGGUCUGACAAAUGGGCCUGCAGAGGGACGCACAAAGCUGAAAGUGUUCAAAACACCCGACCCUCCAACCAUCGAGGUAGUGCAAACAGGGAUCUCAGUCAAUGAAGAUGGCCCAUCCAGGGUUGGGAGCUGCGAGGUUAGGAAUGGAUUUCCCAAGCCAAAUAUCACAUGGUACAGAAACAACACGCCACUACGUGGAAUCCCAGGCGUGGUUGAAGUAGUGCCAAGUUCCACCAGUGAAUCCAGCCGUCUGAUCUCAGUGAAGAGUGAGCUGAACUUGAAAGUGAUGAAGGAGGACAAAGACGAUAUGUUCUACUGUGAGGUCACAUACUUUGUUCCUGCAGGAACCAGGAUGACAGAGACCGACAAGGUCCAAAUCACUGUGUACUACCCUCCCACAGACGUCCAGGUUUGGGUAGAGUCCCCAAAAGGAGCAAUCAAAGAGGGGGACACAAUCGAGCUUCAUUGUCGUGACAAUGGGAAUCCUCCAUCCUCUGUUAUUUCAUUCAAGCAUGUGGAUAGUGACGUGUCUGUGGAAGCCAAUGUGUUUUUGCUGGAAAAUGUGACACGUCUGAACAGCGGAGUUUAUGAAUGCACUUCUUAUGACACAGAAACCUUCGAUCCUACCAGUGGAGAAACCUCUGUGUUUGUGAACUUUCUUGAUUCUGCUGUGGUGCUGCCUAAAGACUCCGUUCUUGUGGCUCAAGGAGGGGCGCUUGAGGCCACCUGCAAUGCCAUGUCCACCCUGAAGACAGAAACGGCCUGGUUUAAGAAUGGGAAGGAGAUUUCAAAGGGCCACAUUUUAACAGUGAAGGACGCUUCAUUUGAGGAAGCAGGGACGUACACAUGUGUGGUGACUGUUCCUGAGAUUGAGGGGAUGGAAACCAGCGAGAAUCUUCUCAUUAAUGUCCAGAGCCCACCGAAGAUCUUGAGUCCUGACAACACAGACAUAGAGGAGAGUUAUGACGCGGCUGUAGAGCUGAGCUGCCAUGUCAGAGGUUUCCCGACCCCCAAUGUCACCUGGACCACAUCAGAUGGAAAGGUUCUUGAGACAGCCUCAGAAACGUUGACUGAGGAUGGGAUUAAGAGCAUGGUCAUCAUCAUGGUCACCUCGGACAUCAUUGCUUUCUGCAACGCCUCCAAUGACCAGGGCAUAGACGCCCUGGCCUUUAACAUUAAAGCCACUGUAAACAUCACCUCAGCACCAGCCACCACUACCACAACCACUACUACCACUACCACUACCACUCUCACUCCCAGUACUAUUUCCUCAACCAAAGAGAACAGUGGUGUCAUCAUUGCAGUAAUCAUUAUCUGCAUCCUGCUGCUGGCCAUCCUCGGCAGUGUACUCUACUUCCUUUACAAAAAGGGAAAACUCUGUGGAAGGUCUGGCAAGCAAGAUCUUACUAAGGAGAAGUCCAGCAGAGAUAACAUUGUGGUGGAGAUGAAGAGCGAUAACACUGAGGAAGCCGUGCUGCUGGGGGUGAACGGAGAGAAGCAGCCUUCCAGCAACCAGUAAAGGUUGGUGCAUACCUGGAUGUGCAGAAUUAAGGAUUGGACAGCUGCUCCUGUUCUUCCCUCUGAGACUCAGACCCCACUGCUGCUUUCAAGCUUCAACCACAGCUCCUCAUCCCAGAGUUACAUCAUGGAAACGCUCAGCUUCCUGCCCGUCACGUUGGACCGAGAAUCAAAUUAUUCCAAGCUUUUACUUACAGCUCUUCACGCCGCAUUUCUGUUGGAGUGCAACCUGAGCUUCAAUCAGAGAUCAUUUGAGCACUGACAUAACUCUUACUGCUUAUAAAUCUUCCACCCUCACACCUUUAGAAUGUCCUCUGGGCUUCUCUGUCACAUGAGCCUUGUAUACUGCUGAUCGUCCGUAGAACAAUAGUUAGAGCACAACUUGACCAGGGACUGUUUUUAUAUCAGACUAAGCAUCACCUCAGGCACAGCGAUCACUGAAGAGCAGCCUGACAUAGCUCUUUAUCAAGUGUACAUAUUAUAAUCUAUGUAUAUAUUUCUUUAUUUAAAAUAACUCCUUAAAAAAAACAAAAAGAAAUGACCAGACAGUGUUUUAUUUUGUUUGGGUGCUUUUUAUGAAAGAUGUCUUUUUAUUUUUGUUUGUUUUGUGGAGGUUUCCAGUUUUUCUAGAGUCUGUACACUGAAUUUUUUUUGGGAUGCAGCAUUGUUUCCCCAACAGCCAGUUACAGCCUCACCUUCAUGUUUCCUUUUAAUUAAGUUAAUUGAUUAACUUAGGUUCAGAAGCAGGACGCACCUAAACCACACCUUCAAUAACCUGACACCCUACUUAUUCAUAGUCACCCUACUUGAUUUUUCAACUCACCCACCCUCCCCAUCUUUAUAACCCCCUUUUCUCAUCCCAGUUAGUCAACCCUCGCCUCUCCCAAGUCUUUGUCCAAUUCUAGGUAUAGUCUGGGCUAAGAUCAGUUCGGGCAGAAUAACACCAGAGACAGGGCCCGCAUCUUGAGUCACCCUCUGUCCAGCCUUCAGUCCAUCCCAGACUAGCCCAGAACACAAAAGCCUUCCCCCAGUUUCACUACUGAUCACAACACACACUCAGAAAACACAAACACAUAUUGUUGUGGCGUGGUCCUUGCUAGUUAAGUUCUGAAUAGGAAAAUGCAGGUCACUCAGUUACAUAGUAUCAUUCACAUGUACGGGCUAACAUCCUCACCUUGUCUUUCCCAAGUUUGUGUAGUUUAGAAUAAACUGUGUGUAAGCAGGUUUUUAAUCUGUUUGACAUUUAACAAAAGAGUCAACGUUAUGCGAAGUUAUCUUUGUUUUGUUGUCCUUCCUUCACUGACUCAGAUUAUCUGAAUGUGUUUGAGUUGAAGCCUUUCAAACAGCCAGGUUUAAAAAUGUUAAGAUGCCUUAUAAAGUCAAUCAAAGCCUUUGAAUAUCCCAACAUUUUGUAAUGCCAGUUAUGUUUUUAUUUAAUGUUCAGAGCACUGGUUUCUUUGUGGUUCCUCUUCAUGGAUUUGUGUUUCUCUAAUGUGAAACAAAGUUUAAUUUUUAUGAUUUUAUUUGGAUGAAACUGUGUUCUAUUGCUGUUUUUAUUUUAAUAUUUUAAAAAGAUGAAGGAUGAGGGUAGAACAGAUUAUUGGUCCAUGAUAGAAAUGGUUCACGGCAUGAAGUUGCCCUCUUUAGUAGUCCAGGAUGCAUUUUUGUGUUAUUUUUCCUUUUCAUUUUUGGAUCCUAGAAAGUCUCAGAAACCUCCUCACACUGGAGACUUUGGGCCUCAUUCACUAACAUUCCCCUAAGAUUUUUCUCAAGACGCUUCCUAAAAGGCAAUUUAAUGCAGAUUUAUGAACUUGUUCUUGGCCUGCAGAAUGGGACUCCAGAGUUAGGAUAAAUCCCAGCUAUGAACAUUUUGGUGAAUGUCAGAAUCUUGUCUUGUCAGAAGUGUCUUUCUAAGAAGUUGGCAAAUGAGGCUCAUUGUAUAAACUGCAAUUACUGUGGAGGGGGGAAUGACUGUGACCCCAUAUAUGCAAAAAAAGUUAGACAAUCAGCAUCCACACUUGACCUCCUACCCUCUGAUAAUCUGCUGUUUUUGAAAAUGCUUUUGAUGUUUGAAAAUCAGUAAAAUACCUUUAAUGCCUUGUUAAAGAAAUGUUAUUGAGGCAUCCAGGCCAAUUUCCCGACAAGUACACUGUAGGUUUUUGAAAUUAUACCAAAUAAAGACUUAUUGACUGUUAA
Notolabrus celidotus (New Zealand spotty) is the source of this 4723-nucleotide messenger RNA. It is a transcript of the gene mcamb, whose product is annotated as melanoma cell adhesion molecule b. The record is from RefSeq and is a predicted model, not a curated record. Lineage: Eukaryota; Metazoa; Chordata; Actinopteri; Labriformes; Labridae. The transcript is spliced from 16 exons. Bases 642 to 2528 code for a protein of 628 amino acids.